AUGAUGAUGAACAAGAGAAUCCGGCCACAACGUAGGCAUAGCUCGAGUGAUUCGCUGGAUAAUCCUAGUUCAUACGAUGAGGAUGAAAGAAAAAAAUCAUUUUCAAAUAGAAUGACAAAUCGUGAAGAUAAAUCAGAAAUAAAAACACCCACUCGUUCUGAUAGUCCAAAAGUUAUGAAUCAUAAUAAUAAAGAAGAUAAAAAAGAAGUUAUUCGAUCAAGAUCAAAAAAUAUUCAACAAAAUUCUGAAAUGCGAGUAACGAGAGAACAUAUCAGACAUGAAAAUGCAGAUCAUCCUAGUCAAAUUGAAAAGAGAGAAAGAUUUGAAAAUCAUAGAAGACCUAAUAGAGAAAAUAAAGAUUUGAGAGUUAAAAUUGAUAUUGGUGAUCGUAAAACUACCUCUCAUGAUCAUCAACGUGAAAAGAAAGAAAAAUCAUCAAAAAUUAUUCCCCAGAAUGAAAAACCUAAAGAACCAAAGAUCAAAUUCGAAAAGCCAAGCAUUCCUGUACCUCAAAUAACUAAAAAAGUUAAAAAAGAAACCGAUAAUAUUAAUUUACCUUUACCACCUCCACAAAUUCCGCCAGAAACCGAAGAUAUAAAGCCAGCAGUUAUAAGCAGACCAAAGGCACAACUUGUUACAGGAAAAAUCCCUAAGUGUUCAAGAAUUGUUCCGAUUAAGUGUUUAUCAUUCAAGAAACGAGACAAAUAUUACAGAGCAGCAAAUGCCAAUAGAAAACAAUUGGAUAUUAUCGAGGAAACUCUUAAAGAUGAAGAAAGACAAAAUCAAAAAUUUUAUCAACUUUUAUCGAGUUUCAAAGGCGCGAACUCUGAUCUUAUCUCAGUAGAACUCGAUACCAAAGACAUGAAACUAAAUUACAUCAGAUUUGAGAAAAGUAAAAUUGAAGGUUUUGGAGUGAAAACAACGAUACCAAUUCGGAAAGGCGAGAAAGUCAUAGAAUAUAUUGGUGAAGUUAUAAGACCAAUUAUAGCUGAUAAAAGACAAAUAAAUUAUGAAAAAAUGGGAAACCACGGAACUUAUGUUUUUAAGGCAGAUUCAGAUCAUUAUUUAGAUGCAACAUUUCGUGGAGGCAUUGCGAGAUGGAUUAAUCACAGUUGCGAUCCAAAUUGUGAAUCUCGAAUUAUUAAACUCAAUGGUCGUUUCGCUGUAGUGUUAGUUGCAAUCAAAGACAUUAAUCCGUGCGAAGAAUUGACUUAUGAUUAUAAAUUACCUUAUGAACCGGAAGAUAAGGCAAUCAAAUGUUUAUGCGGUUCUCCGAACUGUAGAGGAUGGCUGAACCGUGACAAAAACACGCUAGAUGACAAAACCUUUAGCGAGGUUAAGUUCAAAAAUAUUUCUGAAGAUGUUUUACUCAGACUAGUCGAAAAUAACAUUCUUCCAAUUGAUUUAUUCAAGGCUGAUGGUGAGUUUUAUGUUUCCCAUAUUGAUAAAGAUGGAAAUUAA
Messenger RNA from Trichomonas vaginalis G3, 1461 nucleotides. RefSeq names its product histone-lysine N-methyltransferase protein. Lineage: Eukaryota; Parabasalia; Trichomonadida; Trichomonadidae. Gene Ontology annotation, cellular component: Set1C/COMPASS complex. Gene Ontology annotation, molecular function: protein binding; histone H3K4 methyltransferase activity. The coding region runs from base 1 to 1461 and encodes 486 amino acids. The transcript has a single exon. The record is from RefSeq and is a predicted model, not a curated record.